AUGAGUUUCGGCUUUGGAAUCAGCGAUUUUGAGUACGUGUUCAGCCUCGUGCUGCGAGUAAAGAAUUUUCUCGGCGACGUUGCAGAUGCUCCCAAAGCAUGGAACGCCCUCAAGGCCGAAGCAGAGUGCCUGUCCAUCUGUCUCAAGGUGAUCAGAUACAAGCAAAGUAGGCGUCUUCUCCGAGAGAUCUCGAGGAGGCAGCGUGACGACCUAUUGGCCAUUGUCAAGGGGUGCGAAAUCAACAUGGCGGAACUCAUUGGCUUCGUGGCGCAGACCCAGAGUAUUGCCGUAGCGGAAUAUGAGCAAGACGGUGGGAAGCGUAAGCCGAGUGGGGUUUCGUUGACCAGGUGGAUGAAAGAACUUGCUGCAAUUGGGCGAAAUCUGUGGACGAGGAUGACUUUUAUUUGGCAAGAGAAGCAGCCGAUGCGCGAGAAGCUUGCCAUACCGACGCAGAGUUUGAAUAUCUACUUGGUAAGCCUGACUUAUAUCUCACUCUCAUACAAUACUCGACUGUCUGGCGGACCUGGAGGGACAGCCUUACCACCAGCUUGGACAGAAGAAUGGGACGUUGUGGGCAAAAAGGUAGCUUUCAAGGAUGUCGGCUUCUCUUUGAAAGACCUGAUGAAGCCUGGUGUCGAAGAUGUGAUCGUCGAUUACGCUUCGAAGAAAAUCACCGGCGGUGGAGAGAAGGGAAAAGCGAAGAAGCCCGAUUCAUCAGGAGGAGCGGUCAAAGUCCCCAAAACACCACGUCGGAAGUCUUCACUUGGUCCAAGAGCGGGACAUACCGACUCAGACGGUAUGUUCCUCGUUCGACGAAAGGCUCAAGCUCGUUCCAGAUCUCGUGUCAGUUCUGGCGUUGAGAUCGUCACAGCAGACUACGACUUCGACAGUGACUCAGGUUCGAGCUCUGUUGGUUUUGCCGGGGGGUAUCUCUCCCCUCGAGGCGGUGACGAUGGAGUUAGCUACGAGGAGCGAUCACCACGACAGGACACCUCGGAAAGACGCGGCCGGCGUAACGCUCCACGGGAUCACGGUACCCUCGAGGACUCGGAUGAAGAUUUCGAGGGCGAAAAAGCAGCGAUGUUGAAUGCCCAAUACCGAGGUUAUAUUAACGCAAGGGCACAAAUCAAGAGAGAUCGCAAGACUGCAAUCAAGGAGAUGGAAAGAGCGGUCAAGGAAGAAGCCGAAGAAUCGUCUUAUCACGGCCGGACGGCUCAUAUCAGAUCUGCACCGCCUGGCCAGCCGGAUGUCAGAUCAUACAUGGAAUCGCGAUAUCAUAUCGUCAUUGGUGUCGCUACUCCAGCAGCUGAAGCACUGAAUAAGGCAGAAAUUCGCAGUCGGACUUCAUCUUACGUCGGCAAGCCACCUCAGUCAGAGCGUGAUCAAGAGUCUAAAUUGAAGGAAGGUCUGGACGAACCACGGCAUCGAACUCAAGCCGGCCAACAUCUUAGCGACUCAGAUAUCUCUUCUGACCCUGACUCCGAUUCUGAGCAGCCAGUCAAGCUUACGCUUGGACCGGGAUCGAGGAUGAGGAAGGAGAAGGCCAAGACAGAAUACACUAUGCACAGGGCACAGCUGUUCUCGAUACCACGAACAGAGUAUGUACCGCAGACAUAUGCCCACGAAGGACGAACAUCAGCAGCGGCCGAUCGCGGUCGUGAGCAUUUCCUCCAUCAACAGGAGAACUUCAUCACCCGAAGAGAGGCGGAUCUGGAACGAAGGGAAGCCAUUCUCCAGCAGCGCGAGAUGGAUUUGCUGGCGCGGGAGAGAGCUCUUCACCGUCGCGACCCCUCUACUGGACCUCGAAACUCAUCUUACGAAUCUGAAUACGGACCUCGAAACCCGUCCCACGAAUCUGAAUAUGGACCUCGAAACCCGUCUUACGAAUCCGAAUACGGAGGCCCUUCGAUCAAACUCUUCCGAGCACCAGACCCAGCGGAUCGAGAAGAGCGAAUGCCUCAUGAGGGGAUGGAGUUCAUUCGUCCAGAGCGGCCCGGUCCGUCGUGGGUUAGAAAACGUGGGAGCCAUCCUAGACCGUCGUACUCUGAGCAUUUUUCUGACUCGGAGAAUGAGAUCAAACAUGAGCCACAGAGAUCUGAUGCUCGAUAUAGUGAGCAAGAUAUCAGGAGGAGAAAUCCAAGGGGCUCAGAUGAUGAUGAUGAUAGUCAGGAGUUCAUUGUUUACGGGAGGCGGUGAAGUAUUCUGGUCCACUCUGUUACAAUAUGUUCACACAGUGGCCAUCCGUGCCCGCCUGGUAAAGGGGAUCAGCCUUUCCCCUCGCCCACAUCAGCGAUCGGGACGUCGACACGAGUCGUUGUUGAACAUGAUCCGACUGUCGCUGGGCAUGUUGAUGUCUGCACCGCCGAGCUGCACAAAGGAUGUUGACCUCUGUUCAUUUCCUCAUAUACCAGAUCAAGCGUAAAUCCACCAAGAAGCUGUGAAAGUAUAUUACGGCCCCCCGCAAACCAAUCACUCGACUGAGCCGAGUGCAGCGGGUAGUGACUUGCAACCGGCUUCCGAGGCCUAAGCCGGUCGAAUCGACCGUCA
This is a messenger RNA of Cladophialophora immunda, 2547 nucleotides long. RefSeq lists its product as uncharacterized. The transcript has a single exon. The record is from RefSeq and is a predicted model, not a curated record. NCBI's taxonomy places the organism in Eukaryota, Fungi, Ascomycota, Eurotiomycetes, Chaetothyriales, Herpotrichiellaceae. Bases 1 to 2196 code for a protein of 731 amino acids.